AUGGUUGUAUGGUACGUGACGGAACAGUGUCAGAGUAAGAGCGAGCAGACGUCGCCGUUCCGGCGCUGGACGACCGGCAGCGGCGCCGGCAGCUCAUACCGGCAACACGAUCAUCGCAACAUAUACAGUAAGCAAAUGAGCGAGGGUGGGAGUGGUGUGAGCGGUGCGAGCGGAGGAGUGGCGCGCUGGUCGCUGGGCCUGGAGCAGCUGCUGGCGGACCCCGCCGGCGCUGCUGCCUUUGCGCAUUUCCUCGCCAAGGAAUUCGCCGCAGAAAAUAUUAGGUUCUGGUGGUCGUGCGAGCAGUACUCGCGCAGCUCGGCGGCGGGCCGCGAGUCGCUUGCGGCGGAGAUCUGGGCGCGGCACCUGUGCGACGGUGCGCCCGAGCCCGUCAACGUGGACGCGGCCGCUCGGCGCGCAGCGUCCCAGCGCCUGCAGCACCGCCCACUGCCCGACGACCUGUUCCUGCAGGCACAGAAGCAGAUCUUCAACGUGAUGAAGUUCGACAGCUACCCGCGCUUCCUGCGCUCGGGCGUGCACGCCGAGUGCGCGCGCGCCGACCUGCGCGGCCUGCCGCCGCCCUACGGGGCCCCCGCGCCCGCCGCACCCCCCGCCGCAGGGGACGCCACGCCCACCAAGCUUAAGAAGUCGGCGUCUAACGCGUCGGAGAGACGCAGAAGCGGCGGAGCAUCAUUGCUCCCGUGGAAGCUACGUGGCGCUUCACGGGAACGCGCCGCCUCGCAGACCGAUCGAUCUGAACGAUCCGAAAAAUCGGAUCGAAAUGAAAGGACCGAACCGCCACCACUUGCUGACGUGGUGAAAGCUGGCACUCCGGGUGCAAAUGCAUUAUGCCGCGUGGUGUUACCAGAUGGCGCCACAUCGGUAGUAGGCGUUGAAGAGGGAGUGCCAGUGAGACGGCUAGUCGAUAGGUUAUUGCAACGUCGAAAUUUACCCGUGCUCUCUUAUGAUGUACUGCUUCGUGAUGAAGAGGGCUCGUGGCGAGCCAUCGAAGUGGGCGCGUCAUCGCUGACGCUGGCUGGGCGUGAGGCGCGCGUGGAGCGGCGCGUGGUGCUGCGGCUGGCGGUGGGCGGCCGCCUGCUGGCCGUGCGCUGCCGCGCCGCGCGCCCACUGCGCCACGUGCUGCGCCCCGUGCUGCGGCGCCGCGCGCCCGCCGCCGUGCUGCGAGCCGGCCGCCCGCUGCACCCCGACACGCCCGCGCACGAAUUAGACGGAGCUCUACUGGAGAUCGUGGAGUUGUGUGAUGGUGCAGAGGCAGUGGAGGUCAGAGAUGAUGACGCAGACUCCCUUUCCGACCUCGCCGUGAGAUUGCAGGAUGACAGUGAACAGCUGAGCGUGUCGUGUCGCAACGGCAGCGAGUGCGGCAGUGUGGCGGGGGUCGGCAGCGGCGCGGGCAGCAACAGCAGCGUGAGCACGGCGAGCAGCGGCAGCGCGGGGGCUGCAGGGGCUCCCGCGGGAGGCGCGGCGGGGGGCGCGGGGGAGCGAGGCGGGGCGGGUGCGCGCUGCGCUGCGUGCGGGUCCGCCGCUGCACCACCACCCCCCGGAGUUCCUGGAGAGCCUGCGCGAGAAGCAGCGUCAGCGCCACGCGCCGCGCACGCCGCCGCCGCUGCCGCCCAAGCCGGCUCCCCGCGCUGCGCCCACCCUCGUCUGAGUAAAACGAACCUUGCGCUAUUGGAAUACAGCUCAAAAUCGAAUCACAGCCAUCGGGGACAUAAGACCUUACAGCUGUUCUCUGUUGCCCGUUGCUAUAAAGUUCAAUAUUCGGUACGAGUUGGUGGUGUUAACGCGGAUCGGGGUGUAAUGUCACUUCAAUGUGUAAAUGACAAGUGA
Parnassius apollo (apollo) is the source of this 1845-nucleotide messenger RNA. Lineage: Eukaryota; Metazoa; Arthropoda; Insecta; Lepidoptera; Papilionidae. The record is from the annotation of a GenBank genome assembly.